AUGGGUAAACACAGAGGAAGGAAGCCAACCCGAGGUGGUACUCGUCAACCUCAAAGUCGAGAUGAUAGACAAAGUGAUUGGAACGCAUUUACCGGAACCGACAAGAUCAAUGUUGCCUUUGAAGAGUACUACAAGGCUCAAGAAAUCAUGUCAGAGGGAGAAUGGCCAAGUUUCAUGGAAUCGUUAAGAAAGGAAUUACCGGUCACUUUCAGAGUCACAGGAUCAAGAGCCCAUGCCGAGACGAUCAAUGAUAUAAUCAAAGAAAGCUAUGUACCUAAUAUGCAAAACGUUGAAUUCGAGGGACAGAAAUAUGAUCCUCCUUCUCAAUUACCUUGGUACCCAGGUCAACUUGCUUGGCAAAUCGAAGCUCCUAAGAGGGUAGUGAGAAAAACAGAACCAUUCAAGAAUUUCCAAAGAUUCUUGGUCGGAGAGACUGAAGUUGGAAAUCUUAGUAGACAAGAGGCAGUAUCAAUGAUACCUCCUUUAUUCCUGGAUGUUGAACCUCAUCAUCUUUGUUUAGACAUGUGUGCUGCUCCUGGAUCAAAGACUGCACAAAUUAUCGAGGCACUGAACCCUCACCAUACUACCUCAACGGGUCUCCUCAUUGCCAACGACUCCGAUUACAAGAGAACCCAUAUGUUGGUACAUCAGACCGGACGAAUGCCAAGUAGAGGAUUGAUCGUGACCAACUUCGAUGCUUCCAUGUAUCCUUCGAUCAAACUUAGUGGUGGUAAGACCUUGCAAUUUGACAGGAUCUUAGCAGACGUUCCAUGCAGCGGAGAUGGAACCUUGAGGAAGAAUUUGGAGAUUUGGGGUAAAUGGGGAGCUGCGGAUGGAAACAGUCUUCACAGUUUGCAAUUACGUAUACUAGAAAGAGCGAUGAAUAUGCUUAAACCAGGGGGUCGAUUGGUCUACUCAACAUGUUCUUUCAACCCUUCAGAAGACGAAGCAGUAAUUUCCGCUGCUCUCAAUGCCAGACCUGGCAAAUUCCAUAUCGUUGAUGUAUCCUCUCAACUUCCAGAAUUGAAGCGAAGACAAGGAUUAGCAUCGUGGAAAGUGGGAACUUCCAAGGGAGAGAAAGUGAACUGGUAUGAGACUUUUGAGGAUUACAGAGCUGCUAUAGAGAACGGUGAAGAAAAGGAGAAUGACAGAGGAAAAGGUUUACCUAAAAGCUUGUGGCCACCCACAAAUGCUACGGAAUUGAAUUUGGAGAGAUGUAUGCGUCUUCUUCCUCACGAUCAAAAUACUGGUGGAUUCUUCGUUUGCGUAUUGGAAAAAGCAGGAUCUUCGUCUUCAACGAACAAUGCGGAGGAAGCUACUACUUCCUCGCUCAAGCGAUCCGCGACUUCACCCGCACCUUCCGGCGAGACCAAACGAGCUCGUGAGAAGUCUCCUGAGCCUGAAGUCCCCGUCACACCUGCCGAAACAACUCCAGCACCUUCUGCCAAGCCAGGAAAGAAGGAGAAGAGGGAUCUCACUUUCAAAGAAGAUCCCUUGUCUUACGUCAGCCCCGAACACGAAGAAGUGAAGAGUAUUAUUGAACGGUUCAAGUUCAAAGAUACGUUCCCUCGAGACAACCUGAUGGUCAGAAAUGAAUACGGAGAUCCAUUGAGGACUAUUUAUAUGACUAAUGACAUUGUCAAGGAAAUUAUUCAAAACAACGAUUACACCCGAAUACGAGUCGUAUCUGCCGGGGUCAAGUGUUUCGCUAGACAAGAUUCUUCCCAGCGCACGGAGAUCAGAUGUAAAUGGCGUACACCGAUUGAUGGUAUUUUGGAAGUUUUACCGCAUGUAGGAGAAGACAUCGUGAUUUCAGCGACCAUACGAGAAUUAAGAACUUUAUUAGAGGAUCAUUAUCCUGCUUUGGAGAAAUUUGCCGAAGGACCUUGGAAAACAUUGAUGACCGAAAGAGACAUGGGUUGUGAAAUCGUUAAAUUCGAAGCUGGAAGCACAGCCGGCGGUGAACUAAGAUUACCAAUGUAUCUCCCUGUAUGGAAAGCUAAAAUGAGUCUGAGUUUGAUGAUCGAUAAACGUGAAAAGAGUAUCCUUUCAUUGAGAACCUUUGGAGAAGAUAUAUGUAAGCCACCACCAGUCCAGAAACCUCAACAGGAUAAAUUGGAUGCUCAAAAACAAGCUGAAGAAAUAGUGGAAGAAGUGCCAGUGAUUGAAGGUGAAGGAGAAGGUGGAAUUGCUUUGGCUGGAGAAGCUGCCGAGGAGGAUGCUGUGAAUGUUUAG
Kwoniella shivajii is the source of this 2235-nucleotide messenger RNA. RefSeq lists its product as uncharacterized. The transcript has 15 exons. The record is from RefSeq and is a predicted model, not a curated record. Gene Ontology annotation, biological process: tRNA methylation. Gene Ontology annotation, molecular function: tRNA (cytidine-N5)-methyltransferase activity; tRNA binding. Bases 1 to 2235 code for a protein of 744 amino acids. NCBI's taxonomy places the organism in Eukaryota, Fungi, Basidiomycota, Tremellomycetes, Tremellales, Cryptococcaceae. Gene Ontology annotation, cellular component: nucleus; cytoplasm.